Molecule: messenger RNA, 2115 nt
Organism: Mugil cephalus (flathead mullet)
Lineage: Eukaryota; Metazoa; Chordata; Actinopteri; Mugiliformes; Mugilidae
Gene: lck
Product: LCK proto-oncogene, Src family tyrosine kinase
Exons: 13
Coding region: 193-1698 (501 amino acids)
Biological process (GO): innate immune response; protein phosphorylation; B cell receptor signaling pathway
Cellular component (GO): extrinsic component of cytoplasmic side of plasma membrane
Molecular function (GO): non-membrane spanning protein tyrosine kinase activity; ATP binding; signaling receptor binding
Source: RefSeq, a predicted model, not a curated record
CGCUGAGUUAGUUAUAACAGGAGAGGCGGAUGAUGACAUCUUCACACACGAGCUCCGGUGGCAAAAAACUCACGUCUUGCUGAACAACGGUUAAAGACAAGAGAGCGAUUGAUGAGGAACAUUUCUAUGGCGGCACCUGAAAUCUGACAUUACCAGACCCUCAGAGUGACAUUACACAUUUCACAAGAAACCAUGGGCUGUAACUGCAGUUCGGACUAUUCGGACAGCGACUGGAUCGAGAACUUGGAUGAAAUCUGUGAACACUGCAACUGUCCCAUACCUCCGCAGUCAUGCAAUCCGUACACAGAUCAGCUGAUUCCAUAUCCAUCACAGCAUUCACCUCCUAUGUCGCCUUUACCAGAAAACCUCGUGGUGGCCAUAUACAGCUACUCGCCCGACCAUGACGGUGACCUGGGCUUUGAGAAGGGGGAGAAGCUCAAGAUCAUCAACAAGGAUGAUCCAGAGUGGUAUAUGGCAGAGUCUCUGACAACAGGCCAGCGUGGCUACAUCCCGCACAACUUUGUUGCAAUGACCACAGUGGAGACUGAGCCGUGGUUCUUUUCGAACAUUUCUAGAAACGAUGCCAUGAGGCUCCUCCUCGCUCCCGGGAAUACGCAGGGCUCCUUCCUGAUUCGAGAGAGCGAGACAACUAAAGGGUCAUACUCCUUAUCAGUCAGGGACUUGGACCACCAGACAGGCGAAGGAGUGAAGCACUACAGGAUCCGCAACAUGGACAACGGUGGCUUCUACAUCACGGCCAAGAUAACGUUCAACUCGCUGAAGGAGCUGGUCCACCAUCACUCACGCGAGGCAGAUGGGCUGUGCACAAAGCUGGUGAAGCCGUGUCAGUCACGGGUACCGCAGAAGCCCUGGUGGCAGGACGAGUGGGAGAUUCCUCGCGAGUCCUUGAAUCUGCAGCGCAGACUUGGAGCUGGACAGUUCGGAGAAGUCUGGAUGGGUGUCUACAAUAAUGACAGGAAAGUAGCAAUUAAGAAUCUGAAGAUGGGCACAAUGUCAGUGGAAGCCUUCUUGGCCGAGGCCAACAUGAUGAAGAACCUGCAGCAUCCCCGCCUCGUCCGCCUCUUUGCUGUGGUUACCCAGGAGCCGAUCUUUAUUGUCACAGAGUACAUGGAAAAUGGUAGCCUUGUGGAUUACCUAAAAACGCCAGAGGGAGGCAGUUUGCCCAUACACACGCUGAUAGACAUGGCCUCUCAGGUGGCUGACGGCAUGGCCUUUAUUGAGCAGAAAAAUUACAUUCAUCGAGAUCUGCGAGCUGCGAAUAUUCUGGUUUCUCAUGAGCUCAUCUGUAAGGUGGCCGACUUUGGGCUUGCAAGACUGAUCGAGAACAACGAAUACACGGCCAAAGAAGGUGCAAAGUUCCCUAUUAAGUGGACUGCCCCAGAGGCUAUCAACUAUGGCACGUUCUCCAUAAAAUCCGACGUGUGGUCAUUUGGGAUCCUCCUCACAGAAAUAGUGACAUACGGACGCAUUCCUUACCCUGGCAUGUCCAACCCGGAGGUCAUUCAGAACCUGGAGCGGGGCUACAGAAUGCCGAAGCCAGAAAACUGCCCCGAUGGGCUUUAUGACAUCAUGUGUAAGUGCUGGAAGGAGAACCCGGAGGAGAGACCCACGUUCGAGUACCUGAGGAGCGUUCUGGAGGAUUACUUGACUGCCACAGAGAGGCAGUACCAGGAAUAGCUGCAGUGGAGCAGAGAGACAUACGAUAAAUAUACUCAAACUAAAUGCACGACCUGUGAAAGUUGAUGCUGGAUUUUGAUUUGUUCAUUGCAGAAUGCAUGCAUUUCUACUGAUAGGGUACAAACAGGUAAUUUCCAAAUGAGAGUGAUUUGUUUCUGAAUCAAACUAAUACUGAAGUGACCGCUUAAAUGUGUAUGGAAGAGUGGAACCUGAACCACUGAACCAGAAACUUCUGGACCACGGCCAACAGCAGAGAGGAGAGUGAUCACCGUCGCUGCCUAAGUAAACUGCAGACUGUCUGACGUUGCUGAAUAAUCAUUUGCUCUUCCGGUGCUCGUUAUUAACAUGUAAAUACUGUCAACUGCUUCAGCUAUUUCAUCUAUGUUUAAUAAAUGUGUGUUACUUGUUUUACUUACA